UUAUCCUUAAACGAUUUCUUAAUAAAAUUGUCUACGCUCUAUACGAACGAAAAAUACGUUGAUUCGUCGGAACACGUUACGAGUUGUGCGUCCUGCGUGUGUUAUGUGACCGUGUGAAGAAAACGUGUAAUUUGUUAGAUAUGUAUAUAUGUAGCUUGGAAUAAAAGUAAUAAAAUUCCAAUCUCGUCGUGACCCAGAGAGAAAGACGACGACAAGGAAAAAGGAAAGAAAGAAAGAGAUAGAGAGAGAGAGAGAGAAAGAGAGAGAAGAAAAGGAACGAACGAACGAGGAAAGGUGUACGAUCGCCUACGUGAUAUUCUUGAAAUGAGGAGGAUCUCCUAAUGCUUCUCUCGUCGAAAAGGUAACGGACAUUUUCGUGCCCGUUACCUGUGUUGUUACCACUCAACUGUAAUACGAAAGAGGCACGAAGAGACAGUGAGAAGAGAAAGAGAAAGAGAGAGAAAGGAAAAGAAUAUAUAUAUAUAUAUUAUAUAUAUAUACAUACACACAUACAUUAAAAGAAAAAAUCCCGGAGCAUUUUUUACCUGAGAAUAUUAUGAGGAUUAUAAAUCCAGGAAGAUAAUUUAUUGCCUAAGCUUUUAAUGAUAUUCAUCCAACUGACCAUAUGAAAGACAUUAAAGUUGAAAAUGGGUAUAUAUACUUCUCUUUUCCUUUUUUUUUUUUCUUUUCUUUUUUUUUGUUUUUUUCUUUUAUAUAUUGAUUAUUUCUCUCUUUUUCUUUCUCUUUGUUUCUUGUCCCUUUUCGAAAAAGUCAUUAAGGACGAUCAUUUGAAAGGUUUCGGAAAAACCGAAAAAUAGAGAGAGCGAGAAAGAGAGAGAAUGACAGAGUGAGAGAAAGAAAAAGAGAGAAAGAGAGAGAAGGGAGGGGGAAGAGAUAGAGAAAGUUCCCAUAAGUAUAAGAGAAUAGUUGACAAUAAAUAGUAGGGAAGUAUACACGUGUUCAGAGACGUCCGGAUGGGAGCAUCGUCGAGGAUAGGAUAUCGAAAUUACCCAAGAACGUCGACGAAUCGUCGUGUCAGAGAAGGAGGAAGCAGUAACGGAGGUGGUGGAGGUGGAGGAGGAGGAGGAGGAGGUGGUGGUGGUGGUGGUAGUAAUAAAAGAGGAGGAGAAGGAGAAGAAAGAGGAGCAGAAGCAGAAACAGAGGAAGAAAAAGAGAAAGAAAAAGAAAAAGGUGUUGUUAGUGAUAGUAAUAGUAAUAGUAGUAUUAGUAUUAGUAGUAGCUGUUGUGCUGGUGGUGCUGGUGUUGGUGAUAGUAGUGUUAGUAUUAGUUGCGAAGAAGGUAGUGAAGGUGAAAUAAGUGAAGUAGCAGAAGCAGAAGGAAUAAAAAGAGGAGGAGGAGGAGGAGGAGGACGAAGCAUUUUACCGGAAGCGGAAGAAACAAGAGGAAGAGAAGGACGAAGAGGACGAGGAGUACCAUGGCGAAAACUAGUACCGGUGGUGUUUCUUACGGUGUUGUACCAGAGAUGAGACAUUCCAAGAGCGAGGAUCUCCUUGGUGCUAUACCAAAUUCAAGAUCGACAAGUCCUACUAUUGGUUUAUUACCUAGCACCGCUUCCGAGGACGAUUUGAUAGCUGCCAGCGCUUUACACGAGUCAACCGAUCGUCAUCGUCAUCGUGUUGUAGUUGCCGCAGCCGCAGCCGCAGCUGCCGCCGCCGCCAUUGCCGAUACUAGAAGGUUACCAUCCUCAUCGUCGUCAUCGUCAUCUCCAUCGUCAUCCUCGACGGCACCUAAUAACAACAAUAACAAUACAUCAACUACGACCACCAACUUAUUUGCUUCGAAAUUUGUUGGCCCACCUGCUGGUCUUCUUACCGAUCGUAUCGAUCCUGAAGAUUCUAUUCGUGAUAUCGUCACGGAGAAUGAUCUUUAUAGGUUUGUCCUUUUCAAACGUCAUUAUGACAAGUACGUGGCCCUCGCCGCGAAAUACGAGGAAGCAAAGGGUAUUGCUUACUACUUGGAGGAACGUUACCACGAGGUGAAGGCUGAAAGAGAUAAACUGGAAGAGGCCCGUCGUUAUUUGGAGAAAAGAUUAGAGGGCUGCGAGGCAGAAUUAAGAGGUAAAGAGGACGAUCUCUUCCUACAACUGGAGCGAAGUCUUCGAUUGGAGGAAGAAGUCGAACGUGCGAAGGUGGAGCGUGACAGCUUUAUAGCAGCUCGCGAUCGUUUGGAUCAACAGCGCGAAACGACUCUGAGACGAUUGCAACUUCAGCUUGCGCAAAACGAAGCAACUAGGCAAUCCCUCGAAAGGGCACGGCAGGACGUCAUAAGACAGGCGACCGUCAUUCGAGCUGAACGAGAUGCCCUUGAGAAAGAAAACGAAACGUUGAAAGAGAAAUUGCGCAUCGGUGAAGACGAAUUGGGUAUAGAAAGACGUAGACGAGAGGAAGGGGUAGCAGCGCUCACUCGAGAGACCAUAACGCUUAGGCAUGCUGCAAGACAUCUUCGAGCAGCGACAUUACAUGCCACGUCUUGCCGUCGUCGUAGAAGAUGUUCCAUUUGUCUUUACGCCCAACGUACAUUCGCUGAGGUCGAUGAUUAUCGAGAUGAUGGGAAUCUCUUCAAGUGCCUUCAAGCGCCCCUACAAGAUUUGCGUACUUGGUUACGACCAAAUACAACGACUACAGCAGGUCCGUCGCGUACACCAAGGACAAGUUCUCCAUUGGCUGAACGAGAGAUCGCUUACAUCGAUGACUCCAGUGUCGACAGUAGCGGCGGUGGUAGCACCAACGGUAGUAGCGAUAGUACAACCAGUAGUACUACCAGUAACAGCAGUAGUAACAGUGCCUCGGACGAUGAGGCAUAUCCAAGUACCUUAGUCGCUGCGAUGUCAUUAUCAUCGGCUAAUUCUAACGUACCACCUACAAAUAGAGCAUUUUCUUCUGACUCAGGCGGACAAUUUUUAGGUUCUCCUCGGAAGUCGGUGACCGCAGAUCACGGUGUUUCGAAAAUGGUUGCAGCAGUACCAGCAGUAGCAGCGGUUGCAGCAAAACCAGAAAAAUCAGCGAAUCUCUCAGCUGUAGCGAGCCGGACGAUCAGGGUACGGUGGGAGGAGGAGGAGGAGGAGGUGGUAGUGGUGGAGGAUUCACACGUUCCAAGUGGACAUCAUCCUUCCGCAAAUUGCUCGGACGUAAAUUGAAAUCGAAGUCAGCAACAACGUCCAAUGGUGGAUCAUCGUGAACGAUCACAACACACUAUUGAAGGAUAUGACGAUGAAUGAUAACGUUGGAAAAGAUCACAUAGAUCUUUUCAACAAAUUCCCUUUAUUAUGUGAUUGUUCAAAGUAUAAUUCAUUUUUUAUCGUCUAAUAUAAAUUAAAAACAACAAGAAAAUCCUUUUUUUCUCUCUUUGCUUUUUUUUUUUUCUUCUAGACUUAAUAAUUAUUUCUCUUUUUUGUUUUCUUUCUUUCUUUCUUUUUUUUUUUUUUCUUAACACAAGUGAAACACUUGAUUUUUCGUGCGAUCUGGUAUUAUUCUUUGUUAUCCAUUUUUUUUCUCAUUUAUUUUUAUUUAUUUAUUUUUUUUGUCCUUUUGGGUUCCUUCGAUCAAAUAAUUUCGAAAUAUUUGACGUUCCAUUUAUUAGGACAAAUCAUUCCACAAAACUUGAUAAUAAAUAAAUAAAUAAAUAAAUAUAUACAUAUAUUUAUUUAUUUAUUUAUACGUAUUUAUAUAUAUUUUUCCUUUUUUUUAUCGAGGAAAGACAAAAAAUCGUCGAUUCAAUACUGCCGGCUACGUGCAUAUCGAAUUGCAUUAGACUUAUAUCGCGUUAUAUAUUUGUUAUAUGUAUGAAUAAAAAGUAUGUGUACGUACAUAUAAAUGUGCAAGGAUUCGCUCGCGUGAUUUAAUCGUAUGAUGUAGUAUAAUGAACAAAUACACACAAACACACACCUACACUCUGGAUAUAGGUUUAUAUUUAUUAUCGUUAAUACACAUGAUCUAUGUCGAAGUUGUUAUAGACAUCAUGCUGACAAUAUAGUCGAUUGCGAGAUAAACUAUAGCUCAUUCCUAAUACAUUUUUUUUAAUCAUUAUCAUUAUUUUUAUUAUUAUGAUUAUUAUUAUUACUAUUACUUUAUUACUAUUACUAUUAUUAUUACUAUUAUUAUUACUAUUAUUAUAAUUAUAUUUUUUUUUCACGCUUUUUCAUCGUUUGCCAGACUAAAAAGGGUACUUAUAACAUAAGGUGAUUAAUUUAAAAGAACGAUUGAUAAAUAAUAUAUAUAAUAAUUUGACGAUUAUAUAAAUACUACGAGAACUUUAUUUAUUUAAGUGUACAUUUGAAUGAGCGCAUAUUGAUACAUUGUAACUAUAUAUAAUUAUCAUAUUUAAGAUAUGAAAUUUGAUUUAAAUGAAAAUUUGCGAAAGACUCGUUCUUUGAAUUGGAUAUAAAGUAGUUUCGAUUAUAAAAGGAAAUUAGAUGAGAACAAAACAAACAAACAAACAAACAAAAAAAAGAAACAAAAACAAAAGAAAAGUUAAUAAAAAUAAAUUAAAACGUUAUUGUUUUCAUUAUGAGAUUUUUAUGUCGUUACGUUUAUAGCGCGUUUAUUAUUCGAAUUGUUAAACUAUUAGCCAAAGAAUUUAAUAGGCUAUAUAUAUAUUUAUGUAUAUAUAAAUAUAUAUAUAUAUAAAUAUAUAAUAUAUAGACGAGAGAUAUAUACAAAUCGUAUAUUAUCGUGAAAUUAGAUAAAUUAAUGUAAUAAUUCGACGACAUCAACAACAACAAAAAAAAACCUACUUUUUAUUUAUUUAUUUUUCUUUUUUUCUUUUCAUCGAUUCAAAUAUAUUCGAAUACUUAAUAUUAUGGGUAUUCGACUUUGUAGUACGAUAAUGAAAGAAAACAAAAAAACGAUUAAUAAUUAUAAAUAUCGAAGUUGCAAUUGUAUCUCGAAUUUUGUAAUGGUACAUGCAUAUACAUAAACACACAUACAUACACACGAAUACAUAAAUAAAUACAGACGCGUCAAAAUAUGCUUGCUGCGAAUUCUUUUCAAUAAAAAAAAAAAAAAAAAAAAA
This is a messenger RNA of Vespula vulgaris, 5031 nucleotides long. RefSeq names its product myosin-2 heavy chain-like. The transcript is spliced from 6 exons. NCBI's taxonomy places the organism in Eukaryota, Metazoa, Arthropoda, Insecta, Hymenoptera, Vespidae. Bases 1436 to 3157 code for a protein of 573 amino acids. The record is from RefSeq and is a predicted model, not a curated record.